Salarias fasciatus (jewelled blenny) is the source of this 1392-nucleotide messenger RNA. RefSeq names its product mucin-2-like. Bases 1 to 1299 code for a protein of 432 amino acids. Lineage: Eukaryota; Metazoa; Chordata; Actinopteri; Blenniiformes; Blenniidae. The record is from RefSeq and is a predicted model, not a curated record. The transcript is spliced from 4 exons.
AUGACCUCUGACCCCUUCCAUUCAGUUGGAUUUCACAGCAGAGCAGCGACGGACGAGACGGACGAGCCGGGAGGGACAGCGCUGGUCGCUCUGGACGACCCGGAACAACCACCCGUCGCUCUGUUCACCCCCCAGACUGUUCACCCCCCAGACUGUUCACCCCCCAGACUGUUCACCCUCCAGACUGUUCACCCUCCAGACUGUUCACCCCCCAGACUGUUCACCCUCCAGACUGUUCACCCUCCAGACUGUUCACCCCCCAGACUGUUCACUCUCCAGACUGUUCACCCUCCAGACUGUUCACCCCCCAGACUGUUCACUCUCCAGACUGUUCACCCUCCAGACUGUUCACCCCCCAGACUGUUCACCCCCCAGACUGUUCACCCCCCAGACUGUUCACCCUCCAGACUGUUCACCCUCCAGACUGUUCACUCUCCAGACUGUUCACUCUCCAGACUGUUCACCCUCCAGACUGUUCACCCUCCAGACUGUUCACCCUCCAGACUGUUCACUCUCCAGACUGUUCACCCUCCAGACUGUUCACUCUCCAGACUGUUCACUCUCCAGACUGUUCACCCUCCAGACUGUUCACUCUCCAGACUGUUCACUCUCCAGACUGUUCACUCUCCAGACUGUUCACUCUCCAGACUGUUCACUCUCCAGACUGUUCACCCUCCAGACUGUUCACCCUCCAGACUGUUCACCCUCCAGACUGUUCACUCUCCAGACUGUUCACUCUCCAGACUGUUCACCCUCCAGACUGUUCACUCUCCAGACUGUUCACUCUCCAGACUGUUCACCCUCCAGACUGUUCACUCUCCAGACUGUUCACUCUCCAGACUGUUCACCCUCCAGACUGUUCACCCUCCAGACUGUUCACCCUCCAGACUGUUCACUCUCCAGACUGUUCACCCUCCAGACUGUUCACUCUCCAGACUGUUCACUCUCCAGACUGUUCACUCCAGACUCUUCCCCCUCCAGACUCCAGACUCUUCCCCCUCCAGACUCCAGGCUCUUCCCCCUCCAGGCUCUUCCCCCUCCAGGCUCUUCCCCCUCCAGGCUCUUCCCCCUCCAGACUCCAGACUCUUCCCCCUCCAGGCUCUUCCCCCUCCAGACUCUUCCCCCUCCAGACUCUUCCCCCUCCAGAUUCCAGGCUCUUCCCCCUCCAGGCUCUUCCCCCUCCAGGCUCUUCCCCCUCCAGAGGACCGUCUCUUCUGGUUCUGGUCUGUUAUCCUGUACAGAGGACGGUUCCAGCCGGGACCGGUUCCUGCAUGCCAGAGCCAAGUCCUGGAAACUUGAGCCAUAUUCACUGAAGCGCUGCUUCCUGGUUCCGCCUGCGCGCCGGCAGGCAGCAACUCUUGUUAUGCAAAGAAUAAAGUAUUUUAAGAAUGA